CACGUGUCUCAAAAAAAUAAAACUCUGAACAUAGAAGCUUCACCUGGAGUGCCACGGCACCGCGCCGCUGUCUCCCCGGAGCUCAGGGAUGGAGGGGCGCACCCUACUCCGCGACCAGGCGGCACCCAGCGCGUCCGCCCCCACUGGCCGCUCCGCCUCGCAGGCGACGGGGGACGAGGCCGCGGCUAAAGUCGUCCUGUCAAAAGAAGCAUGCGUUUUUUUUUUUGCAGAAUUAUCAAAAAGGAGCUGUGUCUCAUGCAAUUCAAAGGAUUUACAAGCCAUGUCAGAAGAUUCUGCUAAAACGUUGCUAGAGCAGGUGGCUGGUUGGGAGGUGAAAAAUGAGGGUGGCAUUCCGAAAUUGCACAGGGCAUGGAAGGUGAAGAACUUUGCCAAAGGGCUUGAGUUCUUUCAGCUUGUUGCUGCUGUUGCCGAGGAAGAAGGUCACCACCCAGAUCUUCAUCUUGUUGGUUGGAAUAAUGUGAAAAUUGAUGUGUGGACUCACUCAGUCAGGAAAUCCAAUCAACUUAAAUGAAGAGGAACGAGCCAUACAAUACGGAGUGAAAAUACCAAGUGGUUUAACAGAUAAUGAUUUCAUCCUUGCUGCAAAGAUCAAUGAACUCAAGCUAGGAGACCUUUUGAGCAAGAAAAAAGCUACUGCCCAGGAGUAGCUCUCGUGAAUCAAAAGAUAUCCUUUUGUAUUUUGUCACAAUUGCAUAUGCCGCUCCAAAAGCAGGAUUCGUCCAGUAUAUAUUCUGGGAUAAAUGAUGGUUUGGCGAUGCUAUUGGUUCUUCAUGAGAAGUUCAAGGAGGAUUUCUGAUAUUAUUUUAUUGUUAAUGAGUCAUGCCAGUAAGCUUUCUGUAUUUGUUCGCCGUGAGGAGCAAUGGGGCAUUGCACACUUACCUAUGUAUACUGCUACCUGAUUAUCGUUGGUCUUUUGUAUAAAUAAAGGCCUUGCUAUCAUUAUGUAUGGUCCUUCUUCCCCAAUGUGUAUUAUGAAUGGUCUUUUGACCUGCGGAAUGUAUUCCUAAUCCUGAUCUAUAGAACUGCCUUCCUGAA
Messenger RNA from Triticum aestivum (bread wheat), 1056 nucleotides. RefSeq names its product pterin-4-alpha-carbinolamine dehydratase 2, mitochondrial. Gene Ontology annotation, molecular function: 4-alpha-hydroxytetrahydrobiopterin dehydratase activity. Gene Ontology annotation, cellular component: mitochondrion. Gene Ontology annotation, biological process: tetrahydrobiopterin biosynthetic process. Lineage: Eukaryota; Viridiplantae; Streptophyta; Magnoliopsida; Poales; Poaceae. The record is from RefSeq and is a predicted model, not a curated record. The transcript has 7 exons. The coding region runs from base 89 to 532 and encodes 147 amino acids.